AGUUCAAGUUCCGGUAACUGUUGGGGUGUAUUUGAUGUGAUUUUUAGUGGGUUUUCCAACUUAGUUUAUGUUGAUACCGAUAUCUGUACCAUUUUGAAAAGUUACAGAUAAUGUUCUGAAGAAAUGCAGUGAUGAAGAAAAGCAGAUAAUGCUCUGAAAUGGUAAGCUGUUGGUGCUCUGGUAUCCCGGUAUCAGACAGCAGUGCAGACGGCCCAUAAUUAAUAAUCCAACAAGUAACUUACUGCACUAAAUUCAUUUUCAGUGUAUUAAAUUGUGUUCUCGAUGUAGAUUUGCGUCCUCUAAGUGGAUGUCGAACAACUUAAGUUAAUUCAUCCAACGUAAUGUUUUCGGAGAAAGCCUAUAUUUAAAAUCAAUAAAUCUCAGCUUUAGUGACUGGUGUCUGAAAAAUGGAUUUUCGUAUUGAAUAUUUAUUCAAUACGUUUUGUUAACAUAGAAAUUAUAAUGCUAAUGCAUUACUUCGCAGUGCUUUCAGUCGCAGUUUAUGACAAGUCGCAAAUCACGACCUAAAGUUACUUUUUGUCACCAUUUCAAACUUUUUGGUCACCAUGAACAAAUCUAUAGUUUACUCGCCAUUUUGAAAACACAUUGUAAAUAAAACAUGUAUGUAUUUCUAUUAGACUUGUGGAGUACUGAUUGUCGCCGACUUUUGAUUGUCGGUCGCUAUAACUGAAACGAUGUGAACAGUGCUCCCACUGGACCAAAAUUCCCUUUCGCCACUUUUUCGUGGUGCGGCGCAGCGCAAAUAAUCUCAUGCUUUACAAUUAUUUCCAUCAUAUUAUUUUAUUCAUUACAUUACACUGAUUUUGAAUCAGUUACAUUACUUAAUCAUAUCCAGCAACCAUACCUAAACACUUCUUUCUGAAAUAAUAAGAAGUUGAUUUGUUUGAUAAAUUCUAUUAUGGAAAUCAAAAAUCAGAUAAUAAAUCAUAAUGAUAUAAAUAUAAACUUCAUGAUGCUACACCCCUCAGUGAAAACAUUGUGUACAUUGCCCGAAAUGGAGAUGUCCCAAAACAUCAAGCCCAAAUUAGAGUCUCAACCAUUCCCUAAUGAACUUCCGUUUUUGUAUGGAAGAUUUUGCAAUUAGGACAGAAUCGGAUGUUUAAGCAGGUGGGGUUGACAGUAAAGCCAAACAGAUAUUUUUUGAAUUUUAGACUGACUAUAGGGUCAGAAGCUACAAGUUUAGUGUCAAAAUAGUAUGGGGUGCAUAGUCUUAUGAGAUUACUGAGUCCCGAUGUUUCCAACCCAUGUUUUCUAAUCACUCCCUUGCAUGUAUAACAGAGUUGCAGACGAACACAAACAUCAUUACUUCACAUAAUUCACCUUCAACGUUUUAAAUACAUCAUCAGUGAAAGGAUAACUCAUGUAUGUGCAAAGAGAGAUAACCCGCAAUGUACGAUACUCGAUAAACACGUUUGAAAAAUGACGCGAUCGUGCAAAUACUUUUGUCCACAGUCUGUAGCAUUUUUAUACCGUUGCGCACCGAACUUCAGAACUUCAAAAAAAAUUAUAUAUUAAAAUUGCUAUGUCCAUAUCAAUGGUGACCGACCGCAAUGUUUAUGAAAUCAAACACAUCACAAUCAAAACAUUGUAAUCAACGAGCUUGGCCGCAAAAACAAACAAUUGAUGUAUAUACAUUAUAAACAAUAAUACGGCCAAUUUAAUUACCGGUCGGUCCUGUGGUUAAGAAUUGACAUUAAUGUGGAGAUAACACGAUAAUGAAUAAGACUUUAAAUGUUAAACAAUUGACCACAGCAGGGUAAACAGCUGUCCGAUGUACUUUAUUACAUAAUCACAGACUUUUUUGCAGCCAUACAUUACCUGCAGCUAUUAUCUGGCCUUCGUGACCAGCUCUGUGUGCACUGGAGCGACGCGAGAUUUCCGGUCGCACGCGUUGACUGAAUAAACAGAGUUUGACUGCAUAAACAAGCAGGUGAUAAAUGUGUCACUGACAAAGGAAAUUUUAAAAUACAAUUCAUUGCAAAGAGGGAUUUUCGCCACUUUAAUUUUUUUUUCGCCAUUUUUGAAUAAAAUUCGCCAUUGGCUCGAGCACUGGAUGUGAAUAAUCGGUUGUCAUUUUGUAAAUUGAAAAUCACUGACAUCAUUAUGGUAUAUUUUUUUAAUGAUACGAAUAUUCCUGCCGCAAUUUAACUAUAAACAAAAGGGCUGACGAAGCAGUCAUCCAAUAAGAUUGAAUAUUGUUUAAUGUCCCCAUCGAGAAUCUUUUUCUCAUAUGGAGACGUCACCAUUGUCGGUGAAGGCUGCAAAAUUUAGGCCUAUGCUCGGCGCUUACAGCUUUUGAACAGGGAGGGGGUCUUUAUCGUGCCACACCUGCUAUGACACGGAGCCUCGGAUUUUGCCUCUUACGACAAGCAAAGGGUACUGAGGCCCUAUUCUAACCCACAUCCCAUAAGAACAACAAUAAAAGUCAAGAGAUCUAUCCUUAUCCAGGGAAAACAAAAAUCAAAAUAGAAAGUAUGGGAUUAUUAACUUCUCAUUUCUAAUGAAUUUAUUCUAAUUGAGAUGAUAUUUAGGGUAAAAAGUAAAGUGUAAUAUUUAUGCCAUAAAUUUUAAAUGAAUGAAAUUUGAUUAUUUUUCGAUUAAUCAAUUGAAAAGGCGCAUCCGAUAAUUUAUUAAUAUUUUUUUCCCAAUUGUCCACUAAUGUCUAUAUAUCUAUCCAUCUUGGUUAUGCUGUGAAAUGUAACUUACAUUUAAUUUCUAGUUGCAAAAUAUAAAUUUUUGGGUCGCAAAUGCAACUUCAAGCUCUUGCACUGAGCGUUAUGAUUUAAAUUUGUUCAAGUCCUAAAGGUCAGGCCAGAAUUUUACCAUGAAAAUAAAACCUUGUAAUUUACUGCAACACAAUGUGCCCAAUCUUGUGGUUCAUUUUCCUGAAGUUAACAGGAUUCCUUCCUUUCUUUCUUUAUUUUGGCACAACACAGGUCAGUUGACUAUUUGUACUAGCUCUUAAAAGUUGAGAAAGUCUUGGGGUUGGCAAAUCAAAUUCAGAAUUACAAUUACAUACUUUUUAUCUAACCAUAUAUUGUCCAUGACAGAAUUUUCAUCAAAUCUUCAAUGUCAGUACUAUCUAUCAAUUCUAAGAAAUGUGAAUAUGUUCAAAGUUCAAGUGUUUGUAUCUGUAUACAAGAUGAGUUUUUAAAACUUGUGUAAUAAUUCUGAUCAUUUGUAUAGGUUUAUGUGCUUCAUUUUUAUGUGCUUACAAAGCAUAGCAACAUUGAAACUUUAUUUUGUCUGUCUGUAAGUGUUCGUGAGUCUGUCUGUCCAUUAUUUGUGAAUUUGCAUGGCAUCUUGUUCACUUUCAUUUUGUUAGAAAAUAUUUAAUUAUGUGCAAACUUAGGUUCAUAAACUUGGAUGCCUGUGUUAUUUUCUUGUUAGUAGAAUGAAAACAGUCGCAGUGAAAAAGUAACUGUAUCUAUGGUGUGCCUAAAGGUUAUCGUAUCUUAAUCAAACAGAUAUUUAUCAUUCAGGACUGUGAAGUAUUAUCAUGAUUAUAGUGAACCAUAGGUGUGAUAUGUUUUGAGAAGUCCUAGUAUCAAAUUCACUUUGGAGUAAUGAUUGAAUUUUACACUUAAUCGCUGCAAAAGAAUACAGAAUUUCUCCAUUUUGUUUUUGAUAUGGAAAAUUUGGGAACUUUCCUGUUAUUUACAUUUUCUGCAUGCUGUAAAAGCUGACUUCUAGCUGUUUUUUUUUUUUUUUUUUUUUUUUUACAAUUUUAUUGUCAACGCAUAUCUUAAAGCAGGGUAACAGGUGUAUUUUCACAAUUAAAGUAGGACAGCAAGACAGUGAGGACGAUGGAUUCUGAUGUACUUUGAACUGCCUCACUACAUUUGGUAUGUAGAGCAGCAGUGUGUUUCCGGUUUUCAUUACGCUGCUGGGGUCCCUCUGGGUUAUACUGUAAGAAUUCUCUCCAAUAUCCAGAGAAGACAGUCUUCAUGGAAAACUUUUUGGAGCUUUGUGUCUUUUUAUGUCUGGACUAUUUACUCUAUCAAUUUGAAAGAGAAAUUCACUGACUCAAAUCAAACAUAAAGUAUUAUUUUCUCCAGUUUUGAGAGUACAUGAAAUCAUUGAGAGGGUUUUAGCACAGGCAGUUAUAUUGCUCGGGUUCGAAUUUAUUAUUAAAGAGUAAAUUUGAACCCAAGCGAUGUAAUAUAUUGCCUGUGGGUUUUAGUCAAAAUUAGUUCAAUUUAAGUGAUAUAGGAUCACCAUCUUUAAUAUUGAUUAUGAAUCAUCACUCCAUUUGAAUUUAUGGUAAUAUAGUUUUAGCAUGAAGUCAGUGAUGUAGAUGAAAAACACAGGCCUGAUGGUCUUGUAUAUGUAAUGAUAUAAUAAUCCUAACUCCAGUAUUACUUCAUUUGGUAUUUGAGCCAGUGGCUGAUUUUGAAGACUGAGAAGGGCGAUUGUGUUGAUAUUGUUAAAAGUGUCUUUGUAUGUCCAGAGAAGGCUAUCUUCAGUUGGUUAUGCUGUCAGAGAAGGGCAGUCUUAGUUAUGCUCUGAGAGAAGGGCAAACUUGGUUAUGCUGUAAGAGAAGGGUGAUCUUGGUUAUACUGUCAGAGAAGGGCAAUCUUAGUUAAAUGCUGUGAGAGAAGGGAGAUCUUGGUUAUACUGUCAGAGAAGGGCAAUCUUAGUUAAAUGCUGUGAGAGAAGGGAGAUCUUGGUUAUAAUGUCAGAGAAGGGCAAUCUUAGUUAUGCUGUGAGAGAAGGGAGAUCUUGGUUAUACUGUCAGAGAAGGGCAAUCUUAGUUAUGCUGUGAGAGAAGGGAGAUCUUAGUUAUGCUGUGAGAGAAGGGAGAUCUUGGUUUUGUUGUGAGAGAAGGACAAUCUUGGCUAUGCUGUCAGUUUUUUUAAGUAGAACAUGACCUAUCCAUUUCCAUUAUUGUCUUACUGAUAGUUUCCAUGUCCUUCUACUGAGACUUGUUGAGAACUUUAGAGAUAAUUGUCUGGUGAAUGAAUGAACCACGGAAAUUGGAUACUAAAAUUGAAAUAAAUUCUAAACAGAUAUAUCAUAAUUCAUGAGAGAGAUUUCAAAGACAGAAAAUCUAUACUUGGUAAUGUGUGUCGUUCCAUAUCUUGUAUCUGAUUUGUUACACGUUUCCUGGACAGUGUGUUAAUGAACUGUACUGAAGAGUCGACUCUCAGUAAAACAGCUGAAUCUGACCAACAUGAUGCAAUGUGUGUUCAGUUAUUAAUGUAGUGCAUCAUCACUCAUCAGUAUAAAUCAACUAUCACAUCUCAAAGAGAUGUAGCAGAAAAAAAACAAAAAACAUCAUAUAAUACAAACUGCAAUUGUAGCAUUGUGCUGUAGGAGUUUGAGUUUGAUUAACAGAUUUAGUGUGAUUGCAGGUCUUGAUUUGCGGUUGUGAUUGGAGCAUUAAUGACCUGCAGACCUGUUAAUAUAACAAGUCAAUCAAAACAUGUUACAUAACCACGGUACAAUUUAUACUAGGAUUUUAAUGAUAAUGAUGGAAGUUUGGUGUAGGUAUAUUUUUAGUUUGAUUUUAGAUAUAUGAAUUUAUUUAAUAUUUUGUUUUAUUAUAGUUUGCGUGGAGAUAAGAACAGUUAUUCUGAUAUCGGAGAACCAAGAUGGCAGCAGCGGCUGGGGCAGCAGCCUGGAAGAUAACAGGUGAAGAUCGUGCUAAGCAUGACUCGCAGUUCUUCCAGCUUAAGCCUGUCAAUGGCUUCAUUACAGGAGAACAAGCGAGAGGGUUUUUCCUGCAGUCGGGGUUGCCAACAGCUGUUUUAGGGCAGAUAUGGCAACUAGCUGACAUGAACAGUGAUGGCAAAAUGGACAAAAAAGAGUUUUCAAUAGCGAUGCAUUUAAUAAAAAAGAAGCUGCAAGGAUUUGAGCUUCCAAAAACACUUCCACCAUCACUGAAAGCUGACCCUUCGCCGUCCAUGGGAUCGUUUGGUGCCAUAUCCACGGCAGGACAACCUGUGAUGGGAAUGGGAAUGCCGGCGAUGGGAAUGGCCUCUACUGUGGUAGCACCUAGCAGUAUGGGCGUGCCCAUCAUGACUAAUGGAGUCCCCAUGAUGGGUGUACCACCAUCCGUGGGAGUACCUGGUGCGAUGCUGGCUAACAAAUCAAGAGCUGGUUCCUUUGGACAACCAGCUCCAGCACCUGCACCGGCAGCAGGGAAUAUGGCACUGCCACAUCCCAGCAAAUUAAAAUAUACCCAGAUGUUUAAUUCCCACGACAGAAACAAACGAGGCCAUCUCACAGGCGUGGAAGCGAGAUCACUGCUGGUUCAGUCAGGCUUACCUCAACCGAUGCUAGCGCAAAUCUGGACAUUGGCUGAUUAUGACAAGGAUGGGAAACUGACAUGCGAUGAGUUUUGUGUGGCCAUGCACUUGGCUGACUUAGCAAGAAAUGGGAUCCACCUACCGGCUGUACUGCCCCCCGAACUGGUUCCCGUUAAAUCACGAUCGGGAAGUUUCAGCGCUCCAGUGCCCAUGCCACCCACAUCACAGGAAUUAUAUACAUACUGGGCUCCUGCAAAGGGGAAUGCGUUUGGUGACCUCCUGGGAGGAAUGGGGAUGCUCCCUCCCCAGCCUGCCCCUCCAGCUGCCGCCACCAAUGGGGAGGAUCAGUUACAAGAUGACGAUAAACUUGGUUUCACAUUUGAAGACCGUCGUAAGCAGAACUUUGACAAAGGCCAGGCGGAGUUGGAGCGUCGCCGUCAAAUGUUACAAGAUCAGAUGAAACGUGAAAACGAAGCCAGGAUGGAGAAGGAAAGGCAAGAACAGGAAAAGAGGGAGAAAAUUAGGCAGGAACAAGAGAGGAGAAGAUUGGCAGAAAUGGAGCGACAGAUGGAAAAACAAAGACAGAUAGAAAGAGAGAGGGAAGAACAAAGGCAGAAAAUGAUGGAACAAAGAGAGGCUGCACGACGAGAGCUGGAGCGACAGAGACAGAUGGACUGGGAAAGACAGAGGAAGGAGCAGUUAUUAUCGGAGAAAGCCCGGGAGUACGAACAACUGGGCAUCAUGAAGUCCCGGGCAAGCAACCUCAAGUGUGAACUGGAAUCACAGCAAGGAAAGAAGGCAGAGAUUAGGCAAAAAAUUGAGCAAGUUAGAAAUGGUGUAACUGACUUCACCAACAGUAUAGAAGGGAUGAGGAUAACUAGAGACUCCAAAAACAGUGCAAUGGACAAACUUCAAACCGACAUCAAGGAAUUUAGUGACAAACUGGUACAACUGCAAUCCGAACGAGAGUCCCUGAAUUACCGAGUACAAACCUCAGUACAAAAUAAUCCAUUGACUGAUGCACACCGUACAGUAUUACAUGGAGUGGAAUUAAAGAAGACUUCACUGCAGAAACUAAGGAAAGAGCUGGAAAACAUAGAAAGAGAAACUGAAAGUAAACUGCUGGAAAUUGACAAGCACAAUGCUGAAUUAGAGGAAAUGAAAAAGACGCUAUCGUCAGCGGAGGAUAAAAUGAAGAAGCAGCAACAGCAGAAACAUGAAGCCUCACUGCAACUGAAGCGGAAACAGGAAGAGGAAGAUAGAGCACGAGCUCAGCAGGAGAAGGAGAAACAGGAAAAGCUCAGGAAAGAGCUGGCGGCUCAGAGACUCAAGGAGGAGGAAGAAGAGAAAGCAAAAUCCACAUCUAGUAACGACGCUUGGGCGGCGUUCAGUAACGAUACUCAGUCAACCGCGGCGUCUAACGACAUCUGGUCAGCAGCUUUUGCAGACGUCAAGACGGACACUUCCCAGGCAUCCAGUGACAUCUGGGACAGUGCGUUCUCUAGUCAGACAACAACAGUAACCUCAUCAAGCAGUAAAGGUUGUAGAUAUAAGGCCCUGUAUCCCUUUGAGGCCAGAAAUCAAGAUGAAUUAAGCUUGACUCCAGAGGACAUUGUUUGGGUACCCGAGGACCAGACAGGAGCAGAAGAAGGAUGGAUAGGAGGAGAAAUGAAUGGAAAGAAGGGCUGGUUUCCCAGGGACUAUGUGGAGAAGCUGCCAGAUACUCAGUCUAGUCAAUUCAAUGCUUUUGGCAAUGCUUUCAGCUCUGAACCAGUAGCUUCAGCAUUUCCUCAGAAAGAAUCUCUCUAUAGUACCCCCGCAGAAUCCCCAACGCCAGGGCAGGGAUCGACCGCCCCUGAGGGCCUUCAAGCCCAGGCCCUUUAUCCAUGGAAAGCCAAAAAAGAAAACCAUUUGUCCUUUAAUAAAGGGGACAUAAUCCAGAUCAAAGAACAGCAAGAAAUGUGGUGGUCUGGGGAACUCCAGGGACAGGUUGGCUGGUUCCCCAAGUCCUAUGUCAAACUUGUCAGUGGACCAGUUUCCAAACAAACAUCUAGAUCUGGUACUCCAAUGGGAACAAGUGCAGCUCCAGUGGUUCCUGUUGAAACUAAUGAUAAAAGUACACCAACCAUUGUAGAACACACUGCUGAAGCUGAACCAUUUGUGGCAAUGUUCACCUACACAUCCUCGGAAGCAGGGGAUCUGACGUUCAACCAGGGAGAGACAAUCCUGGUGACUAAGAAAGAGGGUGACUGGUGGACAGGGUCACUGGGUGAAAGGUCGGGAAUCUUCCCUGCCAACUAUGUCAAGGCCACUGAACAACAACAGGCACAGCCAACGUUUAGUCCUACACCAGCGGUCCAACCCACAAUUCAGGCCCCACAAUCAGCUACCAGUCAACCAGCUCAGCAAAAAUCGGGAACCAGUUCAACGUUAAAAAAACCAGAAAUAGCAUCAGUGAUAGCGGCCUACACGGCUACAGGAGCUGAGCAGCUGUCCCUCAAUCCGGGUCAGUUAAUUCAGGUCCGCAAAAAAAGCCCCAGUGGCUGGUGGGAAGGGGAACUGCAGGCCCGUGGCCAGAGGAAGAAGAUUGGAUGGUUCCCUGCUAACUAUGUUAAGAUUCUUGGUGGAUCCAGCGCUCGGUCUACUCCUGACAGUACCUCUCAAAGUGGCUCACCUGCAAACACAUUACAUCGGACUGCCACGCCCACUAUUCCAGCCCCUCAGCCUCAGAAGUCUGCCAUUGUGGAGAGUAAAUAUGUUGAUCAGGUGAUAGCUCUGUACCCCUACACUGCCCAGAACGACGAUGAGUUGACAUUCCACAAAGACUCUGUGAUUAACGUAAUUAACAAGGAGGAUGCUAAUUGGUGGCAAGGCGAGCUCAACGGGACGCUCGGAAUGUUCCCCGCCAACUAUGUGGGAUCCCUCACCUCUUCUCCUCCCCAGGAAAACACCUGGUCCAGUGAUCCAGCAGUACUUGCCCAAACUUCCUCCGUGGAGAGUAAGAGACAGAACUACAUACAUGAACUGAUCAACACAGAGGAAACAUACAUGGCUGAUAUGUCUAUAGUGCUGGAUGCAUUCCACGAACCGAUGGAGAGUGCAGGUGUGAUGACACACGAGGAGCUGGAAACGAUAUUUGUAAACUGGAAGGAGCUCAUUCUGUGCAAUACUAAACUCCUCAAGUCUGUACGAGUCAGAAAGAAGAUGUGUGGGAAAGGACAGGUCAUCCAGAUUAUUGGCGAUGUCCUCUGUGAAAAUAUACCCCACAUGACCCCUUACAUCCGGUUUUGCAGCUGCCAGUUAAAUGCUGCAGCUUUGAUUCAGCGAUACACAGAGAACAGUUCAGAGUUCCGAGAAAUCCAAAAGAAAUGUGUUCAAGAUCCCAAAACAAAAGGGAUGCCUUUAAGCAGCUUCCUGCUGAAACCAAUGCAGAGGAUCACGAAGUACCCACUGAUGAUCCAGAAAAUAUUACAAUACACCCCCGAGAAUCAUCCGGACCGCCAGAACCUGGAAGAUGCCCUCAGUAAGGCAGAGGAACUCUGUAGCCAGGUCAACGAGGGCGUACGUGAACGUGAAAACUCCGACAAACUGGAGUGGAUGCAGAACCAUGUCCAGUGUGAGGGAUUACAGGAGAAGCUGAUUUUUAAUUCUGUGACUAACUGCCUCGGACCGAGAAAACUACUUUACCAUGGAACACUGUAUAAGGCCAAAGGUCACAAGGAAUUGUUCACCUUCCUGUUUAACGACUUCCUGCUAUUAGCCACACCCCUCAGUAGUGCUACCUCAUCAUUCCUGUUUGAUUUCAAAACAAAAGCCCAGUACAAAAUGUAUAAAAGUCCCAUAUUCCUGAAUGAGGUGAUGGUGCGGAGAUUAGGUGAGGAUGAUGGCGAGUGUCUGUUACAGGUGUCUCACGUGGACCGUGUCUACAACCUAAAGGCCCCGAAUCUCACCGAAAGAGAAUCCUGGGUAAGGCAUAUCGACGCUGCGUCCAAACUUUUCCUGGACACUGAGAAGAAAAAGAGGGAGAAACUAUUUAACUUGGGGCAGAAAUCCCACAUGGUGGGUAGGCUUUUGGUGAUAAUCCAGGAAGGGAUUAACCUUUCCCCAACAGCGGACGUGCGCAAGAUAAACGGCGUGGGUCGGUUACUGGUGGUGUUGUUGGAGGGUUGUGAUUUACAGGCCAGUGAUGCCAAUGGAAAGAGUGAUCCUUACUGCGAAGUGAGUAUGGGGGUACAGGAACACAAAACCAAGGUCAUCAAUGCGACCUUGAACCCUCGCUGGAAUGCCUCCAUGCAGUUCACGAUCAAGGAUCUAGAGCAGGAUGUCCUUUGUAUUACUGUGUUCGACAGAGAUCUGUUUUCGCCAAAUGAUUUCUUGGGACGAACUGAAGUCAGAGUGAAUGAAAUUUUAGAAGAAUCCAAAACACGUAAAGGACCAAUCACAAAGCGGUUAUUAUUACACGAGGUCUCCUCGGGUGAAGUAGUGGUCAAAUUGGAUUUACAGCUCUAUGACAACUCUUGAUAACAUCAGGAGACCACAGCUAAUGGUUGUUUAUAAAGACACUGUGUAGGAAAGUGUUGUGAAGCUGGAGUUUGUUCAGAAUUUUAAUGGAAAAGUGAAAUGAUUCCAAAGACUUCAUUUGUUGUGUCAAAAUACACAUUUACAACACAUUUAACGUGUGAUCGCGUGCUAUAAGUGAUGCAGUAUAGUUAAAACGUUUUAUGAAUAUUUUAUUCCCUUCCUGGACACCUGACAUGUGUUCAGAGGAUGUGACAUUUCGGAGAUCAGCUAGAUCCAUGUGUUAGAGUGAUUUUAAAAUAAAUCCAGAACAGUUUUUCAUUGCCAUUUUAAAAAUAAGUCGUUUAUAGAUUUAAUUAUCUAAAAUUUGAUUUUAGACAAUUAUAUCAUGCAUAUGAGAUUACAAGAUUCUGUGAAUUCAAGAACUCAUUAGAGAGAACUUGUCAUUCUGUGUUGAGGUGGAGCUUGAAUGGAAGAAACAGACACAAAAAGUGCUAAAUCAGCAAAAGUGCAUUGUAUGCCGAGUCAGAGACAUUUGAAAGAACUGUUGACAUGUCCCAUGAUUUUGUAUGUUCAUCUUAUUGUCUCUUUACAAACAAUGCAUACUGAUAGUUUAUUGAUAGAUAGUGGAAAGAGAAUAAUCUACAUAUUGGGUUAAAACAGCAGUGGUUUUGAAUAAGAUGAGUCGUGGAGUUGACCUAUAGUGCAAUACAAUCUUUGUAAUAGUAGUUGUGUUUGUGAUAUAGAAAAUAGACAUGAAAUGCAUUGUAUUUAUACAUAACUGUAAAUCAGUACGGCAACUAGUAUUUGUUAGCGUUGGAAGACAUUUUCUGAGUGAUGGACUUGAGGAAAUGUUCAAUUGAUUUGAAUAAAGAAUGAGAUCAU
Molecule: messenger RNA, 11675 nt
Organism: Ostrea edulis (European flat oyster)
Lineage: Eukaryota; Metazoa; Mollusca; Bivalvia; Ostreida; Ostreidae
Product: intersectin-1-like
Exons: 47
Coding region: 5616-10793 (1725 amino acids)
Biological process (GO): positive regulation of Rho protein signal transduction
Molecular function (GO): calcium ion binding; guanyl-nucleotide exchange factor activity; protein binding
Source: RefSeq, a predicted model, not a curated record